AAAAAAAAAAUUACAAAAAAGUCAAUAAAAUAUCAUCAAUAUAAAAAAUAAAUGAAUUAUCCAAUAGAUGAUCAUUAUUAAGUAGAAAUAGCAUUAAAAAAAUUAAGAUAAAAGCGACUUUCAGACAAAAAAAAAGAUAUAUUUGAUUCAGCAGAUUAUUUUAUUUAAUUAUAUGGCUAAAAAGAAUAAUAAAAGGCAAAUGAUAUAAAUGAAAAAGAUAUGACAGAAAAAAGCAAUUAAGCAUUAUAAAAUGCAUGUAAUACAAUGUAAGAAAAAUACGGGACAAUUUAGAAUUUUAAAAGGAAAUUAUCUUUAAUAUAAAAAGAAGUAACAAAGAAUGAUAUAUUUUUAUAUGUAUAAAAAAAAAAAAUAAGAAAAAAACCAAAUUCGAUUCUGCAGAUUAUUUUAUGUAAAAAAAAUUCUAAAGUGAUUAUUCUUCAUCAUUCGAUAGCAUAGAAAAUUAAUGAAAAAAAUAAUAAAAAAAAUGAAAUUUAAAAAUCUAUUAUAUAUACAUAUAAUAUAUAUUAUUUAUUUAUUUGUUUUAUUAAAAAAGUUUGA
Molecule: messenger RNA, 558 nt
Organism: Ichthyophthirius multifiliis
Lineage: Eukaryota; Ciliophora; Oligohymenophorea; Hymenostomatida
Exons: 2
Source: RefSeq, a predicted model, not a curated record